Anthonomus grandis grandis is the source of this 400-nucleotide messenger RNA. RefSeq lists its product as uncharacterized. The record is from RefSeq and is a predicted model, not a curated record. The coding region runs from base 49 to 366 and encodes 105 amino acids. The transcript has 3 exons. Lineage: Eukaryota; Metazoa; Arthropoda; Insecta; Coleoptera; Curculionidae.
UCACAGGGGCGCCAAAUUUAAACUUUCGAGUCAAACAAAGUUGUCAAAAUGGAAACUUGUAGCUGCGAGAGAUACAAGAAAAUCGUCGAGGAUUUUCAUUUUUUCACUCCGGGGACGUUAAAUUCGUUAAUUCCACGGCUCGCAAUGCCGACCGAUGGGUGUAUCGCUUGGAAGUGCAAUAAGGCGAAUUUGCAGGAUAUGAGACCCACGAAACCGGCCGUGAUAAUCCGGAACAUACGAACCACAUCGCCUGAACCACCGGAAACGAAAGAAGAACCGCUGGAAGCCAAAUGGGUCCCAGUGAUGCCCGGAAUUGUCUCACAAAAGGCAGUGAACGAGAGUAAAAAGCUGAAAACUCCAUUUUGAACAUUUUAUAUUACAAUAAACUAUCUAAAAGUAA